Marchantia polymorpha subsp. ruderalis is the source of this 2478-nucleotide messenger RNA. NCBI's taxonomy places the organism in Eukaryota, Viridiplantae, Streptophyta, Marchantiopsida, Marchantiales, Marchantiaceae. The record is from the annotation of a GenBank genome assembly.
ACGCUGAAGCCUGAGGAGUUUGUCGCGGCGUCCGCUGCUGAUUCGGACUGGAGGAGAAGCGCGGAGGCCGCGAUGUGCGUGACGUCCAUGUCUUCGAAUUCGGUCUGGAUCGAAGCGAAUCUGACAACUGUGCAAUCGCCAAAGGCUCAAGAAGAAGCUCUGCCCGUUGCCGUGGUUUGGUCGGUCCCGAUCUUUGUCGUCCGGAUCCGGAGCUCGAUCUGGGACAGAGCGAGCGAUUGAUUGGACGGACUGUCAAAGAAGCGGUUCUGCAGAUGCUGGUCUAACUUUGAGCGUUGAUUAUAAAUUCCACAAUGCAAAUCCGUGGGCUCUCCACGUUACUUUGCCGCACUUCCCGACGUCUAAGCAGCAGGAAUUAUGCAUCCCUCGCUUUUGCUUCCGUUCAUCCAAACGAAAUCUCGGGUCAACAUCCAGCUGAUGUGAAGAAUCUCGUUGGAGGCAAGUGGAGUGGGUCGUCCAAAUUCGAUACACUUGUGGAUCCACUUAAUGGUCAGAAUUUCAUCAAAGUGCCAAACACCUCGCAGUCGGAAGUGCAGCCUUUUAUUGCGAGUUUGCAGUCAUGCCCCAAAUCGGGUCUUCACAAUCCGCUAAAAAAUCUGGAAAGGUACUUAUUGUACGGGGAUGUGUCUGCCAAGGUUGCUAAUGCUUUGAGACACCCGAAGCUUGCAGAUUAUUUUGCAAGGCUUAUCCAGCGAGUGUCGCCGAAGAGUUAUGCUCAAGCCGAAGGGGAGGUGAUGGUGACUCAAAAGUUUUUUGAAAACUUCUCAGGAGACCAGGUCCGCUUUUUGGCUCGUUCUUUCACUGUCCCUGGUAAUCACUUAGGUCAGCAAAGCAUUGGGCUUCGUUGGCCUUACGGCCCUGUUACCAUAAUCACCCCAUUCAACUUCCCCCUGGAAAUUCCUGCUUUGCAACUUAUGGGAGCCCUUUAUAUGGGCAACAAACCACUGCUGAAAGUGGAUAGCAAGGUUAGCAUUGUAAUGGAGCAGAUGUUGAGACUGCUUCAUGACUGUGGCAUGCCCCUGGAAGAUGUGGACUUUCUCAACUCCGAUGGGCCAGUAAUGAACCACGUUUUGGUCGAGGCAGAACCAAAAAUGACAUUGUUUACUGGAAGCUCAAGAGUAGCAGAGAAGUUGGCGGGGGAUUUGAAAGGGCGAAUCAAGCUCGAAGACGCUGGAUUUGACUGGAAAAUUUUGGGUCCUGAUGUUCAGCAGGUGGAUUAUGUAUCCUGGGUUUGUGAUCAAGAUGCGUAUGCGUGUAGUGGACAAAAGUGCUCUGCUCAGUCGAUUUUGUUCAUGCAUGAGAACUGGACAAAAGCAGGAGUUGUUGACAAGUUGAAGACUUUGGCUAAAAGAAGGAAACUCGAAGACUUGACCGUCGGCCCGGUUCUUACGGUUACGACGAAGCGCAUUUUGGAUCACAUAGAAAGCCUUUUGAAAAUUCCUGGAUCAAAGAUAGCGUUUGGGGGGAAGCCUUUGUCGAACCACACUAUCCCUGAAAUAUAUGGAGCCGUGGAACCCACUGCUGUCUAUGUUCCUCUCAAAGAAAUUCUCAAGGCUAAAAAUUUUGAUCUUGUAACUACGGAAAUUUUCGGCCCAUUUCAGGUAAUAACGGAGUACAAGACUGCUGAGUUGCAUCUUGUUUUGGAGGCAUGUGAGAAGAUGCAUGCCCAUUUGACAGCAGCAGUGGUUUCCAACGAUGUCCACUUCCUUCAGGAAGUCUUAGGAAAUACAGUGAACGGAACGACGUACGCAGGUAUCCGGGCACGAACAACUGGGGCUCCACAAAACCACUGGUUUGGUCCAUGUGGCGAUCCACGAGGAGCAGGUAUUGGUACACCGGAGGCCAUUAAGCUGGUUUGGUCAGCCCAUAGAGAGAUCAUCCAAGACGUAGGCCCUGUAGGUAGUGGAUGGAAGACACCUCCAUGUACCUGAUAUGGUUGUCUCUCCAAUGUACUUAGAUUGUGAAGGUGGACUCAGUCGGUGUAUUCGAUGGAGGCCUUGCAUUCCAGAUCUUGCAGUUGAGACCUAUGAGUCUGUCAAACUUUACUGCUACUUCUACUGUAGCUUGGGUGCAUUGAACAUAGGUGGACUGGAUCAUCCUGGAUACUGCAAAGAACAGACUAGGACGAAGAGUUCAGGGAGGGGCAAUCAACAGUUAAUCCUGUUGUGUCUCAAGAAUUACAAGUCUAGUCCCUUAUGUAUAUCAGGAAAUUCUUGUCUCGGCAAGGGUCUUGCUGAAGGCCUGUGGCAAACCGGUUGGCGUACUGUGUAAAUUAGUACCGGUCUAACAGAGACCAUGACAGUCUCGAAAUGCCAUUGAAUUUUAAGUGAGAAAUUCAUUACUUGAAAACUGUAAAGUCGGAGAGGGUAACUUUUCAACUUGUUUUUGUUAUUUCCUCAUGCUCAGUACUUUGAAGAAACUCUUCACAUUAAUGAUGAACUCAUCCAGAUGCUUGUGUAU